Molecule: messenger RNA, 651 nt
Organism: Macadamia integrifolia
Lineage: Eukaryota; Viridiplantae; Streptophyta; Magnoliopsida; Proteales; Proteaceae
Product: calcium-dependent protein kinase 13-like
Exons: 4
Coding region: 16-636 (206 amino acids)
Biological process (GO): intracellular signal transduction; protein autophosphorylation; peptidyl-serine phosphorylation
Cellular component (GO): cytoplasm; nucleus
Molecular function (GO): calcium/calmodulin-dependent protein kinase activity; calcium ion binding; calmodulin binding
Source: RefSeq, a predicted model, not a curated record
ACUGAUAUUUAUGUAAUGCUUAUAUUCUUGGUCAUUCCAGGUGAAAGAUUCUCUGAAAUUGUUGGAAGUCCAUACUACAUGGCUCCAGAAGUGCUCAAGCGGAACUAUGGACCUGAAAUAGAUAUAUGGAGUGCGGGAGUGAUUCUCUACAUCCUAUUGUGUGGAGUUCCUCCAUUUUGGGCCGAGUCGGAGCAAAGGGUUGCACAGGCCAUUCUCCGUGGGCUAAUAGAUUUUAAACGGGAUCCAUGGCCAAAUAUUUCGGAGAGUGCAAAGAGUGUCGUUCGACAGAUGUUGGAGCCUGACCCAAAGCUCCGGUUAACUGCAAAGCAAGUACUUGAACAUCCUUGGCUCCAAAAUGCAAAAAAAGCUUCAAAUGUUCCCCUUGGAGAUGUUGUCAAAUCAAGGCUUAAACAGUUUUCUAUGAUGAACAGAUUCAAGAGGAAAGCCUUGAGGGUCAUUGCGGAUCAUUUAUCCAUUGAAGAAGUUGAAGAUAUCAAAGAAAUGUUUGUGAAAAUGGACACAGAUAAUGAUGGUAUUGUCUCGAUUGAGGAACUGAAAGCUGGACUUCAAAAGUUUGGCUCUCAGCUUGCCGAAUCUGAGGUGCAGAUGCUAAUUGAAGCUGUGAGUGGACACUAACCUGUAUACCUGAUG